Alternaria alternata is the source of this 864-nucleotide messenger RNA. RefSeq lists its product as hypothetical. NCBI's taxonomy places the organism in Eukaryota, Fungi, Ascomycota, Dothideomycetes, Pleosporales, Pleosporaceae. The record is from RefSeq and is a predicted model, not a curated record. The transcript has a single exon. Bases 1 to 864 code for a protein of 287 amino acids.
AUGGAAUACCUCGACAAUCUAGACCAUGACGCCAUGAACGCAUUCAGGGAACUAAAUAAUGACACCGUACCACUUCAUCAAAUAUCUGCACUGAAACUAUCAACCGAAAUGAAAGACCUGCUCCAGUCAACCAAGCAGCGUAAGACUCCAGUCAAAGGAGCAGCUGAUCGUAAGUUUGGCAACAUGGACUACCUCUUCAAGCUCAGCGACCCUAUCACUCGCACAAUCCUCGCCUCGGCCGCCAUCCUUCCCUCCCACCCCCGAAUCAUCCAGGGAGAAGGCGAAGACGGUAUCGCGCAAUUCUGCCAUGUCAGCGACCUCGACAUUUCAAAGAUCAAGGACUGGCUGGCCAAAGAAUACCCAGACAUUUCCCCAAUCUUUGCGCCUAUUAACAAGGCACGCAAGGCUUUGUCUCUCGGUUCGGCGUACCCAACUCUUGGAUACGACACUACACUGCCACAUCACCGUCCUGACAGCAGGGCGUGUGAGUAUCUCCCAACACAGGACCAAUUCCCCGUGUGGUACUUCUUCUAUGGCACGCUGGGGAAUAGUUCGUUUCUGAACGAGUUGUUUGGGUUGCCGCCCGAAGAAGAUCGCGCACUAGUUCCAGCUUUAAUUUAUGGAGGAAAGCUCAAGACUUGGGGUGGCAAGUACAAUGCUCUGAUCGACGACGACCCUGAAUCGCGGGUUGAUGGAUGGGCGUAUGAGGUUGUCUCGCAGGAGCAGGAACACGCCCUAUGCAUGUAUGAAACGGCGAGGUAUGAAGUAGUGAGGGUGGAGAUCAAGCUAGAUGGGCAUAGCGGAGGGCGCUUCGUGAAAGGAUGCGCAUUUCGAUUCGCGGGAGAGAGGGGUGAACUGGAUUGA